GUCUAAGACCAGCUCUAACCCAAAUGCUUUGUCUUCGUUCCGAGGCGCCCCGGUCAAAGAGAGCUGAGUAGCAGCCAAUGGAACGGCGCCGCCGUUACCGUUGCCGUUACCGUUACCGUUAGCUGGUUGGGAGUUACUACUUGGAGUCACCCUAUGACGGAAUCAUCAUACAUAGCCGCUUGACCGAUUGCUGCCGAGCAUGAGGUACCCUUAGGAGUCAUGGUUCUAAGCCGAUUACGCCCCUUUUGUAGUUCGGAUCAGAUUGACUAUCCUGUGCCAGGUUGUGUAUUAUAACAAGUAGCUUCGCCUACUCGUGAAUGUAGCUUGAUCAAUUCUUCUUCCUUUAAUAUUAACCCCGCCCCCUAAUCGUUCGUUUCUAGCUUGCUACAACCUUCUCCCUGCUUUAGUUCUUGUAUCUUCGAGACCACGUGCUUCAUAGCAAGUAUACACGUACAUUGACUCUUUAAGAAGAGCUCUUUGUUCCUCAGUGCCCGCACAUCACAUUAUAGAGUCUUUAACAUUUAUACGUUCUUACUGGACACUGCUGUUGUGGUAUACUUGACCUAUCUUGACCUAUCUUGCCCAUCAUGGCGUCAAACAACAUGAUCAACACGGCCGUGGACCCGAAUAUCGAGGACGAACUCUUCCUACAAGAGGUGGAGGCUGUUAAGAAGUGGUGGAGCGACCCGAGAUGGAGAUACACGCGGCGACCUUUCACAGCUGAGCAAAUUGUCUCUAAGAGAGGCCAUCUUAAGAUCGACUAUCCAAGCAACGCACAGUCCAAGAAGUUAUGGAACAUCCUUGAGGAGCGCUUCAAGAAUCGCGAUGCCAGCUACACAUACGGCUGCUUAGAACCUACGAUGCUCACACAGAUGGCCAGAUAUCUAGAUACUGUUUAUGUCUCAGGUUGGCAAUCAUCGUCAACGGCCUCGUCAACCGAUGAGCCUGGACCGGAUCUAGCAGAUUACCCUUACACCACCGUACCGAACAAAGUCAAGCACCUGUUCAUGGCACAGCUCUUCCACGACCGCAAACAAAGACAAGAACGUCUAAGCGUGCCUAAGGCUGAGCGAGCGAAGCUGGCGAACAUCGACUACUUACGGCCCAUCAUUGCGGACGCGGACACGGGCCACGGCGGAUUGACAGCUGUCAUGAAGCUGACGAAGCUGUUCGUCGAGCAGGGCGCCGCGGGGAUCCACAUCGAAGACCAAGCGCCGGGCACGAAGAAGUGCGGGCACAUGGCGGGCAAGGUGCUGGUGCCCAUCAGCGAGCACAUCAACCGGCUGGUGGCGAUCCGGGCGCAGGCGGACAUCAUGGGCACGGACCUGGUGGUGAUCGCGCGGACGGACGCGGAGGCGGCGACGCUCAUCACGACGAGCAUCGACCCGCGGGACCACGCGUUCAUCCUGGGGAGCACGAACCCAAAGCUGCAGCCGCUCAACGACCUGAUGGUGGCGGCCGAGCGCGCCGGCAAGAUCGGCGAGGAGCUCCAGGCCAUCGAGGACGCGUGGCUCAAGCAGGCCAACCUGCGGCUGUUCGACGAGGCCGUCGUCGACGCCAUCAACGCCGCGCCCUCGCUGCCCGCCGGCAAGGAGGACCUCGUCGCCAAGUACCUCGAGCAGGCCCGGGGCAAGAGCCUGUCGGAGGCGCGCGCCAUCGCCCACGGCAUCAUCGGCGUCGACGUGUACUUCGACUGGGAUGCGCCGCGGACGAGGGAGGGCUACUACAGGCUCCAGGGAGGCUGCGAUUGCGCUAUCAACCGCGCCGUCGCGUACGCCCCGUACUGCGACGCCAUUUGGAUGGAGAGCAAGCUCCCGGAUUACAAGCAGGCGGAGGAGUUUGCGGCUGGUGUGCACGCCGUGUGGCCGGAGCAGAAACUCGCGUACAACCUCUCCCCCUCCUUCAACUGGAAGGCCGCGAUGCCGCGGGACGAGCAGGAGACGUACAUCCGACGGCUGGCGAAGCUGGGGUACUGCUGGCAGUUCAUCACGCUGGCGGGGCUGCACACGACGGCGCUGAUCAGCGACCGGUUCGCGCGCGCGUACGCGGAGGUGGGCAUGCGGGCCUACGGCGAGCUGGUCCAGGAGCCCGAGAUGGAGGGCGGCGUCGACGUCGUCAAGCACCAGAAGUGGAGCGGCGCCACGUACGUCGACGAGCUGCAGAAGAUGGUCACCGGCGGCGUGAGCAGUACGGCGGCUAUGGGUAAGGGCGUUACCGAGGAUCAGUUCCAUUAGGUUGCGUAUCUAAGAUUGGGAAGUGAGGUUAGGUUUUGUUUUUGUUUUUGUUUUUUUACGACGUAUUGUGAAGAGAGAAAGAGAGGCAUAUUGUGCAAAGUCAUGAUAUUAAGGGUCAGGUAACUGCCUAUAAAUAAGUAUUAUAGCAUAUAUGGUUCGUCGCGAUGAAGCGUCGGCGACUUGGUUCGGAGUAUUUAAUCGAAUUAUAUAGGUAUAUAUGAGUACCGUUUUACCUAUUUUUAUUCCCUUCUCGACUGGAUCUUCUGGCUCGCGGUUAGUAACGCGAUGUUUUGAAGAAGAGUUGAUUUGCAUAGGUACCUAUAUUUGUAAAAGCUAUAGCCUCUGACGUGGACUUUGAGUACAAAC
Molecule: messenger RNA, 2600 nt
Organism: Daldinia caldariorum
Lineage: Eukaryota; Fungi; Ascomycota; Sordariomycetes; Xylariales; Hypoxylaceae
Product: isocitrate lyase
Exons: 3
Coding region: 588-2234 (548 amino acids)
Biological process (GO): carboxylic acid metabolic process
Molecular function (GO): isocitrate lyase activity
Source: RefSeq, a predicted model, not a curated record